UCUUUCUUUUCUCAAUGGUCUGGUGAAGGACCUAAAGAAGUAGGAGAUGAAGAAGAGGAAGAAGAUAGCUUAUCAGGUGAAAGCACGAAGAACUCAUUUAGAUCCUUGUCCCUUCCAAAACCAAACAUAUCUACCAGUGGUAUUCACAGGCUCUUCAAGGGAUUCAAGAAUUUCUCUCAGAUAUUUGUGUACAAGGAUGAUGAUAUGGAAGAAGUAAUGGAAAUGGAUAUGGAAAUAGGGGGUCCCACAGAUGUGAAGCAUGUGACACACAUAGGCUGGGAUGGUUCUGCUUCUGCUGCAUCUGCAACGACUGACCCCAUUAGGGGAUGGGAUAAUCUCAUAUCUCCUGAUCUGCUCUCUGUUUCCCCUGUUUCUUGGAGCCAAUUUGAGCUAUCCAUGCCUUCCCAAGCUGAUGUUGCAGUUCCUCUUGUUAACGGCUCUUCCUCUUAAAUCGUCUAAAAGAGAUUGGUGGACUGAGGAUGUGAUUGUAUUUAAGACUCUAAAUCAACGUCAUUGCCAAAUCGGAAUUCUAUAUCUCCCCCCUCCCCCUGUACGUACAUUUCCAUUAUGGUUUUCUGAAGCUUUUUAAUGGUGUAAUGAGUGAUGAUGACUACUAUGUAUGGCUUUGUAAUUAUAUGGCAUCUCAUACACACAUACAUAUAUAUAUAUAUAUACAUACUUGGCACUUAAUACAAU
Messenger RNA from Prunus avium (sweet cherry), 696 nucleotides. Lineage: Eukaryota; Viridiplantae; Streptophyta; Magnoliopsida; Rosales; Rosaceae. The record is from RefSeq and is a predicted model, not a curated record.